Molecule: messenger RNA, 372 nt
Organism: Colletotrichum lupini
Lineage: Eukaryota; Fungi; Ascomycota; Sordariomycetes; Glomerellales; Glomerellaceae
Exons: 4
Coding region: 1-372 (123 amino acids)
Source: RefSeq, a predicted model, not a curated record
AUGCUGAAUACGGUAGCAUUGUCCAACGGCGGCCUACGCCACCUAUUGGAAUAUGCCAUCUCUCAACGAGAGCAGACGCCCGGUCUGACAGCUCAGGAGCUAUUCAGCCUCAUAAUGCGCUCGAAGGAUGAUCUUGAAAAGAAUAAACGAAUCCUUACAUCAACCGAUAAAAAAUUUUUUUUCGCUCAAAGCUACCAAGACUAUGGAAGAAUACAAGAGGAGGACGGAACUUGUCUGGAUAGCACCGCUGUUGGACCGUGGAGACUAGGAAACGAUCCCAUCAUGAUCCUCAGGAAUGGGCUUUGCCAUCGGGCCGCACCUCAAAACGACAGACUUGAUAGCAGAGACGCCCAGGGGGCAAAGCAAAAAUAA